This is a messenger RNA of Porites lobata, 40033 nucleotides long. Lineage: Eukaryota; Metazoa; Cnidaria; Anthozoa; Scleractinia; Poritidae. The record is from the annotation of a GenBank genome assembly.
CGCAAAAGCUUUCAAAAUGGCGGACGAGCUGGGGUGACAGACAAACAGUUUGGAAGAAAGAAGAAUACGGUGGACUUCAAUCGUAUUCCCUUGUUAAUAUGAGGAAUUUAAGGUAAGGAUAUUUUUUGGUGUAAGCAAGCCGAAUGACUGUAGUUAAUUGUUUAAUCGAAGCCUACGUUCGAGUGCAAGUGGAACAAUAACUGACGCACUGCUAAUCAGCUGGAUUCGAUCGAAUCGUUGUUUGAGAUUUUAAACCGCAAUUAAACUGUCGUAUCCCUCACUUGUUAAAGAGGUGGAAGAUGAUGGCCUAUAAUGUGAUGGAAAAUUAAGAAGAAAUGAUCUAGAAAUCUUUAUUCUCUGUUUUGAAUUUAGUAUUCGAAUACUGUAACGUAAAAUGAAAGUUGUUCCUAUCCGGCGCGACUGGGAAAACAGCCGACAUUUCACGACGCCACCAACGCAAUGUUGGUUGUUUUCUCAGGCUUCGUCAUGAUAAAAUGCUCGGUAUUUUCUUAUGUGAACCUCAUGUCAAGUAUGGAUUUCACUAUUAAAAUUUUAAGCAUUUCGUUUAACCCUUAAUGAGCUGAAAAUGAACUAAAGUUUAUCUCUUGACUCUAGCAAUUACGCUUAUUGUUUUGGUAUACUCAGCUGUCGCAUACUGUAACCUUAAAUUAAGUUUGUAUUAUUUUCUAUUUAAUCAAUAAAUCAAAAUCUGCUUUCAGUAGAGAACUGCACUACAUUUCCGUUAUGAUUAUUUGCCUCUUCGGAUAAUUUAUCAACAAAUGCGAGGUCAAAAAGGAGAGCUCGAUCAAUCUGUGAGCCACAUGCAUGAGAAAUCUGAUCUUUGAAUCUGCACAAAAUUCACGUGUUCAAAGAUUUAGUAAUGUCCAAAAGAUUGAGACCACCUUUUUUCUGAAGCCUUUUAAUAAUGAACAUUGUACACAUCCUCGUCAAAUCAGAUAUAAAAUUAUUUACUGCAUUUGCCCUUUCUAAACUUUGCAAUUUGUUCUUGAAACUAAGAUGAAAAAAAACUAAAGAUAUGAUUCUGUGUCUUCAUGUUAAUUACAUUGUAUUUUGUAUGAAAGGAUCAUUUACUGUAACUUUGUCUCCUAAUAGUAACUUUGUUGUGGAUCACAAUGUUUCAUCUAUGUAUUGCUGGUCCUCAUCGGGGAAAUAUGUGAAUUUACAAGUUAUCAGAUCUAUUCAUAAAUGUUAUAUAUUUAAAACAGAUCGACGUGCCAAGUCUCACGACUUUGUUGUGAGUCUCACAAUUUCACGACCUAUCUCAUGCUCUCACAUGUUGGCAACUAAUUUCUCACGCUUUCUCGCAAAGUCAAACUCCAAAAAUAUUUUGGAGCUGCAGAGUUGGUUUUCAAGAUAGAUAUCGAUAGAUAGCCAGCUCAUUGCAAAAGUAGCCUGCAGAACAGGCGCUUUAUGAGCCAAGCAAGGUGAACAUGGCAUUUUGUGCAAAACGCAAGAUGAGCAUGAGUCACGAGGCAAGCGGAGAGGAAAAAUAAAGCACCCGUUUCCAGUCCAAUGGUCUGGCUCUUCCAAUGUUCACCACAUGAACGUCGCUUUCCAAUAUUGGUUAAUUGAUGACGCGUUGUUCUGUAGAGAUUCUGGCUUAUUAGUCUGAUGCCCAGGCAUGUACUUGCAGAACCUAUUCCCGAACGAAGCACAGACUAUGAUUUGCGCAAUUCCUUUCAUAAAUUGAUGUUGCCCAGGCCGCGUACUAACUACUUGAAACGAAGUUUCAGUUACAGCAGUGCUUUGUUGUGGAACUCUUUACCCAAAAAUGUGAGAGAAAUUAAAUCAGUCAGGAAAUUUAAAGAGCAAAUCAAACAUGUAUUUGAGUCGUCGGACUCUCACUCGGCAGUCUUGUAAAACAGUCUGUCAAUAGUUUUUAGUCUAAUUAAUUGUGAUUAGAUUUUUACUCUAUUAUUACUGAAGAUUUUACCGAGUUUUAAAUAAAGAAUCUACCUACCUACCUACCAUCAUGCAGUCAUGUUCCUUUGACGAUGCUUUGCGAGAAUCUUUUCAUUUAGUUCCGAAUGUUUCAGAUAUAAAGGAAAAAGAAAAGAAAUAUUUAAAUUUAUUGCUUAAAAGGAAAGAUAUUCUUGGAUUGCUUCCAUCUGGGUUUGGAAAAAGCCAGCUGUUACUGAUUAUUACUACAGCAUUAACUGUAAAAGUGUAAUUUUGCCGAUCCAGAAAAUUCAAAAAGGGCAGGGGGACUUGCCAGCCAUAUGCAUGUGUCUGUACAGGCAUUCAAACAAUGAAUUACUGUAUUCUCUGUUUUGUUUCAGGUCCAAGAACUCUUUUGCAGCCUACUCUUAACCAUAACGAGGAAAAUGUUGGGUUUGAAACCUAACAAAGUUCAAGCAAUCAGUUCUGUUAGUCUGGCUGGACUUCCCACAGAUACAGCUUUUCGUCAAGGCUCUAGCAGGCCUCGUCGAUCAUCUAAAGGUUCACUCUCUGGGUCACUUCAUGGAUUUGAACAGAUAGAGGUAUGGUCUUCCGAUCAAUGUACCAGGAUUCACACAGUCUUGAUAAGUCCUUGAAUUUUAGGAGAAGUCCUUGAAAAGUCCUUAAAUUUCUCUGCAAGUCCUUGAAAAUUCCUUGAAUUUUCUUCAACUUUGAACAUGGUGGCCUAGAAAGUGUUUUUUAAUGCUUUUCGGGUUGUCAAAGACAGAACACAAUGUAAAUCAUAGCUCAGAGCAGUUAAUGGUGAUUUGCAUAAAGCGUUUUUGUUUUAUGCAAUUGUGAACUAUCAUUUUAAGACGAGAGAAAUGAGAAAUGUAGAGAAGUUGGUGGAGCAAACAGUUCAAGCCUUUAAGUCCGAUUAGAAUGGAUUGGGAAUGUGCAUUUUUGUACAAUCUGUGAAAUUACAUUCCUGGUAGAUGGCCCUUGAAAAUCAAAUGAGGUCCUUAAAAAAUGGUUGCAAUUCUUUGUAUGAACCCUGUGUACCAAUAAACUUGUUACCCUUGUCUGUGAUAAAAUUCAAUAUCAAGUUUAAUAUAUUAUAAUAAUUGAUCAAUCAGUGACCAUAAAUCCACUGAUUACAGAAGUAUAAUAAUAUUUUAUAUGAUAUAUACACUCUAUAUUGAAAUCAAACAUUAAUCUAUAUCCUUCUUAACACUUCAAGCUAUUUUUUCUUUGUGUUACGAGCUGAUGAUCAUGAUGUUUAAACAGCUUAAACUUUUGCAGUUUUUCCCCGUAAAUGGCAGUAGGAGGUUUUCAUCUUUAACCAAAAGAAAAGUAAGUGUAAAUGUUAUUAUAAACAAUAAUUUUAAACCAUUCUUAAAAAUUUACUUUGAUUACUGUAAGACUUGUACAGCAGUUUCUCAAGAGGCAAACUUUUUGGAUGUUUUAGCAUGACAUGUUUUGACUUUUUCUUCUGUCGUCAUUGUUAAAAUAAUAAUUAGUACAAAAACUAGAAAUAAGUAUAAAAUGCUGAGUUAUGUGGAAGGGUAUACAGGGAGUGACUGCAGGGGAGAUUUUUUCAUUAAAUUAAAAAAGACUGAAACAUCACUGAAGAAGAAAAAUGUAAUCAUAAAGAGCUUAAAAAGUACUCUUUAAAUAUCUGUCAUUUCUAAAAAUCAUAUGUACUGAAAAUGUGAGUUAAGUGAAGAAACUAACAUUUGAACUGCACUAACUGGAAAUAUGAGAUUAAUAUUUAGAUGUGGCUAAAUUUAAUUACACAGACCCUGUAAAGCAUAGUUAAAAACGAGACAAUACUGCCUGGUGGUCUCAAUCUCCAUCACUAAUCAUUUGUGAGGUGCGGUCUUGGGCUCUAACAGGGCUUUAGCAUAUUUGCAGUGCUUUGACUUUCGCUGAUGUCAAUCAUUUCACUCAUGCUGCUUUUGCUGCAGUACAUUCAGCCUAAACCAUUUUGACAUAAUGUGCAGAGCUCCUCAAGGAGUAUUUCUGUACAUGUCAAGCAGGGCAAAUACUUUAGCAUUUAGGCAGCAACGUUUAGCGCUGAUUUAACACUGUUUUGGAAUAUUUGAAGACUGCAACCACCAUGCAGUGCACAAUUUUUAGCUUUCAAUUCUUGAUGAACAAAAAACAAAGUUCAAAUCCGUUUUUCAAAGUUGGGCAAAAACGAAAAUCAAUAAGUAAAAUUUAAAUCUGUUUUUAAAAAAUCGAAAUGGAACUUGAAUACCAUUUUCCCAUGCCAUCAAAAAACAGUUGGCACUAAGGUACAUGCAUUUUAGUGACAUUCUACUUGUCUAUGAGCAAUUUUUCCCUCUUGUGCAGCUGGUUAACCGUGAAAUGUCUUUCAUUUGGAUAUAGCUGUAAUAUUCACGGCUUCUGAUAUUUUGCACGGUUACAGAGCUGCAAAAUUCAGGUAAAUCCGCAAAAUCCCACGAAAUUCACAAAUACACACUCAAAAAUGCCGCAAAAUUUGGCAGAAAUCUUAUCGAAUACAUGUUUGUACAACAUAUUUGAAACUUAUGUCAGCUAUUGGGGCUAUUGUGAUAGAUUAAGCCCGGUUUCCAUAUGAUCACUAUGAUCACUGUGAUCGCUGUGUUCGCUGAGAAAAAAAAGUUCAGCGAUCAUAUGGAAACCAUUCUCCAGCGAUCGCAGCGACAACAAUCGCUGAGAUAGAACUUUUUAUUUCUCAGCGAUCAUUGUCGCUGCGAUCGCUGGAGAGUGGUUUCAUAUGAUCGCUAUGAUCAAUGCGAUCGCUGAAGUUUUUUUUUUUUCUUCGCGGUCGCAGCGAUCGCAGCGAUGGUAGCGAUCAUAUGGAAACCGGGCUUUAAUUUGAUCAUGGCAUAUUUUAAAUGUAAGGAUUGCUUACAGCGAAACCUGUGUAUCAUUAUGAAAAAGCCUUGAAGGCUAGUGAUAAUGUAUGGUCCGCCUCAAUAAGUGCAGUAGUUUGGUAGAGUGUGUUGAUUUCAGUGACUUGAGAUGAGCUACUAUGGGCUGUUUAGAAUAAAUAACAUAAACUUAAAAUGUUCGUUUGUCCGGGGCGAAAAUAUCACAAGUCAUGAUGAAACGGCGCCGCCGAGCUUCACAUCUCGGGAGAUUUACUUUGUGGCACAACGGCCACAGAGCUUGACAACUCUGUAGAUUUACUUUGUGGCACAAUGGCCGCCGGGCUACACAACUGGGUAGAUUUACUUUGUGGCACAACGUCUGCUCAAAUUUUUGAAAGAUGAACGUUUGUUUCAGCAAACACAGAUCAAUAGUAAACCUUCAGCUAACUCUUGAAAUAUGUACGCUUAAUGAAGAUUCAGCAAACUUAUAAAAGAUGAACGCUUUACAAAGACAGAAUAAAAGACCUCAGCAAACGCUCGAGGAUGCACGAAUCAACACGUGAGUUACCGGUAGUUGGUCAAAGUGAGGCAAAACGUAAGCAAGUGCCUUAAAGCGAGGGAAAUGUGUGUCGACGACGACGACAAAUGCAAUCUCGCAAAAACCUCCCUUAUUAAUUGUACAGGGUACCCAAUAAUGCACAGAACGCCCAACACAAAUUAGGGGUUGCGUUCUCGUACCUCGAACGCAAUAAUUUAUGAAUAAUUUUUGAGUUCAGCACGGUGGUAGCACUAUGUUUGAUUUCAAGUCGAUCUACUACUGUGUAGCAUGCCAAGGCUUGCCGUGCUAAAAGUAGUUGCAUGACUUGGUUUCAAACAUCGCACUACUGCCGUGCUAAAGUUGAAUUUAAUUUGAUCAAUUGAGUUCAACACAGCAGGAGCACGACAUUUGAAAUGAACCUAGCAGUCGUAGAAUAUAUUACAAAAAACUGGACACUAGCCAUGAUGUUAAAGGCUUUGCCUUUGGUUCAUUUCUGGAGCGUAUUAUUGUUGAAAGAGCAAAAAAUAUGAUGACCUCUGUUAGGAAAACGUUAAAAACGCUGGUCUGAUCAGCGCAAAACCAAUCGAUUUCAAGCGAAAUUUUCUGUUUUUUACCUAUUGCUUUUUGGUGAAAUUUGCCCCGAAAAUUCCCGGGAAAUUAGCCCAUUUUCCUGCAAAUGUGUCCCUAAAAAUCCCUCGAAAUUUGACUUUUUUUACCAUCACCUAUCAGAAGAAGACGUUUAAACUGUUUACUUGAGUUGCGUGAUGUAGUGCAUAAAUAUUUCUGCUCAACAUUUGUUAUGAAUAAAAAGAGAGUUAAUUACCCAAUAGGAAAUUUAAAAAAUACAUGUAUUCUGGUGAAAAGUUGCCUAGGUUAAAACCUUGUAACUUAAGUGAAAAAAUUAAAUUUGCCUAAAAAAAAAUUUUACCAGCAACACAUUCAUAAUAAGUUUCCCAAUAUUUUUUUAUUUUGAUUUAAACACUGAACCAGAGCAUUUGUUAAAAAAUAAAGUGAUAAUCAUAUGGAAAUAAUAUAAUUACUUUAUUAUGAUUUUGUUCUCUUACAGUAGAUAAAAAUCUCACUUACAAUAAUUAUGAUAAGAUACUAAAAUAAUAAUAAUAAAAAAAAAUAAUGAUAAUAAAAAAUAAUACUAACUAAACCUCAAAUUUAAAUAAAAAAUGGUUUUAAGCAUGCUUUGAAAUGAUUUACAGUGUACAACAGAUGGGACGUUUUUCAUUAAACAAAAAUUGUUCCAAAGUGCAGCCAGGCAAGAUGCAACCUUUUGUGCGGCAACCUUUGUUGCCUGCCUUUCUUUUUUUUUUCACUCUAUUCGUGAGAACGUUAUAGUCGACUCUCAUCAGACUUUAAUCCAAUAUUUCUGUACUAAUGUAUUUUUUUUGUUUGUUUGUCCAAUCAUAAACUUGUCUAAGAAUGGUAAAAACUGUAUAGCUAACUUAAGAUUUUUUAAGAUUUUUAUUGAUAAUUUUAAAAGCAGUGUCAAACUUAGAUGAGCAAAAUCAUGACAUAAAUAAUAUUUCUGCUAGGUUUUUAAAACAUAAAAUACUUAAAAUGAAUGGUGUCAGCUUACCAACUGUAGCUUGAGUAAAAAAAGGCUCGUGUUAGAAGACAAUACACAAAAAACGAUUUUGGCAAGAAUUAUUCAGUUUUUUAGUGGAUAGGUAAGUUGGAUAAACAAUGAUAUUUUGAUUUACAUAUCCUAAACCAAGUAGUAAGUUUGUUUUCAAGAUGCUAUUUAAGUACACAUGUACGUGUAUGUAAAUGUAUUUUAUUUGCAAGGGAAAGAAAAUAAGAAUGUUUUGUAUUCAUUGCCGAUUAAUUACCAUACAUUUUUGGCAGAUGUAACUGUAAACUUGCUUAUUAAAUCUUUUUCUGGUUUAAGAAGUAUUCAGUGACUUCCUUGUACUGUAUUUGUAAAUUACUCUUUUUUGAAACAGAACACUUCUCCUCACAUUGGUUUGAUAUUCUUGUUUGGUCUCUGGUCAGUUGAGUAUAGUUGUGUAGGCUUUGAAAAGCCACCAUGAUAACAGAUGUUUUUAUUCUAAAUAUCAUUUUCGUUUUGUACUUGUACAUGUAUUAGUAUGUAAGUGCCAACAGUUUAUAUAGCUGGGAGUCUCCAAAAUAUAUAUGUAGAAAUUGCUUGUAACUCUGGCUGUUAACUAUUCUGAAAAUGCAAAAUUUAUUUCUGAAUAAAUUAGAAAUUUGGGGAAACUUGAUCCUUUGAUAUGCUAAUUUGUGUCUGUCACUCUUUUCACUGCCAGUUGUUAAAUAGUUUUGGUUUUUGCUUGGUUCAGAAGUUACAAGUAUAAUGCGUCAACAAUGAGUGCUAAAUGGUAUUGUGAGAAUUGUUUCUCACACUGGUAUUGCACACGUACAAGGAUUGCACACUGAAUUUUGGUAACUUAAAUUUCUGGAAGGUGGAAAAGCGUCACAGCUUGUAACUAACUUUUCGUUUUGUUGUGAAUUAUCUGAGAAAGUAGCUGUGGUUUGUGGUUGAAACAUGAUAGAAUCAUUUUCACCACUUUAUCAGCUUGAUAACCAUGGUAGCUCAGUAUCUCUUAAAAGAUUUGGACAGAUGGUGAGUUUCUCUAUCUUGAAAUCUUUUUCCUUGAGGUAAAAUUAAAAUUCAAACUUUGGUUCACAUUAUAAUUUUAUGCAUAUAGAAACUGAAGAUAAAAACAAGCAUGGCAGAAUAUUGUUGCCAUUGAUGUACACUGUACUGUGGUUAUGCUUCCUCUAGAAAUGGAAUGGAGCCCUAUAUUAUAAAGUUGGAAUGUUUUCUCUUUUUUUGGUAUUGCAUGUUUAGAGUUGGUUUUAAAUCAGGAUGUGAAAUAUGCUAAGAUCGGUUAAUCUUGAAUUUAUUUUAAUUAAUGUCUAUUGAAUGUUUUUCACAUAUGACUGGUUAUUAUCAAUCUGAAUGAUAAAUUAAAUCUGACAAUGUUGAAUAUUUCAUUAACAUUGAAAAGUUUGUCAAACUAUACAAUACGAUAAAGUUAAGUUGUCCAGUAUUUUCAUAGAAAUAGUAGCUGGGCACCCUGGAUUUCACAGGUUUAAGUAACGGGGCCCCCUUCAAUUUUUCUUAGAGCACAGCCUUCUUGUACAUGUAGUGUGCACUGUCCUAUUACACUGCGUCCUGUCAAUGCUUAAGUCAGGACAGUAUGACUAAUGAAUAAGUGUAUUACCCUCUUGAAGUUAUUCUCGUUGAAUAAAAAAAGUUGUAUAGUAGUUAGAGUCGUUCUCAUCUUCGGAUUAUUGCUUUUUUUUUUUUUUUUUUUGAAAUGUUCAUUCACACUAUUUACUAACAGUACUGUAUUAAAGACAAAUGGUUAAUUUAAGGAAGUAAGUCCCUCUUAAAGAAAUUCCUGAUGGCUGAGAUGAGUAGAGCCACAAAACCUUAUGAUAUACCAUAGGAAAUAUUGCUCACAACCGUUUAAAUUUUUUUCCAGAAAAGUAAGAAAUCAUGGAUUGCUGGUAACUUUCGGUGUCGGGAGUGUAUAAAGAUCAUCAAAGAUGGCAAGAAACUAGCCUCUGGAGAGUAAGUUGGAAAAAAUAUGAACUGUUUGGUCUUAACUGUUGAUUUUGGGGAGAGGGGCAGAGGGGGGUUAAUAGGGGAAGAGUUAGGCUGGUUCUCCAUCACUGCAGGGGGUGGUACCCCCAUUAUCGGGUAUACAGGUACAUGUGCCACUCAACAAUGGUACAAUGUAUAAGGAGGAGGGAGGGAGGGUUAGGGUGACUCGGGUUAGUCCAGGUCUCUCCCCCAGGGGGUACCCCCAUUACAUGUGCACAAAUUGUAUAAUGCUAGACUGGUGCAUGUGCCACUUACCAUGGUAUGCUUUUUGCUUCUAACCCAAGAAUAGCAUAUAAAAGGGGUCCUUCAGUUUUACUGUGGAGUAAAAAAGUUAAAAAGAACCUAUUUCUCUAAAACAAAGCAGAAUUCAGUAAAAAAAAAAAAUGUAACAAUGUUUGUCAUAUCAAAACAAGUCAGUCUUCCAAAAAUUGCAUGUAGCUUGAUCCUACAAAAAAAGAAAAUCAACCCCAAAAACGACAUACAGUACAUCCCUUCUGUGCAGGGAACCCUUGUUAUUCUUGAUCAAGGUAAACCUUGAUGUAGGUAAAGAAUUUUUGCAUCAAGUGUGAUGUCACCUAAUUAAACAGCAGGUUUGAGCUAUUCUUCACCAAAAAAUAAUCAUGACCUGAUCUCAUUUUGGGAAACAAGUUCAACCAGAUUAGUGGAGGUUGUGUUUGUGCUCAAGUGGCAGUGCUCUGCCAGUUCUUCAUGCUAGAGGACACAAGUUAAAGACCUUAAAAAGCAAAUUUUUUGCCUACAUUUUCUGCUUUUAUUAAGUGCUAAUGGUUAUAAACAAUCUGUUUUUAGAGAUUAUGUUUGUAAGUGUGGCAGAAACAAGUCAGAUCAUGACAGACGUGUCGCAAGGGAAGACACCAGUAAUGACCAGUGGACACCUGAAAGGUGUACAAGACAGCUGCCAACCAAUGCUUAUGGUGAGAUAGACUUCCUGGGACAGGGCAAACAGGCGAAAAGAUCACCGGUUAGUUUGAGUUUCUUUUUGUGUUUCAGGGUGUGGCUUUUCCUUAGGCCUUGUAACCUGUGGACUUUCUUUACACAAAGUUACUUCAGGGCAGAAAUUAUUGAAAGUUCCCUGUCUGUCUCACAACACUCAUCAUCUUUAUAACUGAUCAUGACUCAAGUGUUUUUCAGGUUUGUCUGUUUUAUCCCAGUCCUAUGAUGAUGUGCAAUGUAUUUCAUCUGCACUUCAGUAUGUCGUUGUGUCUUGCGACACUAAAUGCUUACAGGGUUUCAGUAGUGUAUACAGGGUGUUUCAAAAGUUUCUUGCGAUUUUUUAUGCGCUAAAUUUCACUAAUUAUUAAGAAAACCUUUUGCAAAACUUAGUGUGUUAUUCAUUAUUCAGUUAACAUUGAAUAACUUAAAUAUUAGUAACCAGAAUGUCUUCCUGUAUGUUUUCUGACAUUUUCUAAGCGGUGAGGUAUAGAGUGUAUGAGCUCCCAAAGCGUUCCCAAAGUCACAUUCUUCCAGGCGAAGUGUAGUCACUGUCUUAGCUCGUCUAGUGUUUUGGGGGCUGGAUCUUUGUAUGUUGUCUCGUCUACGAUAUACCAGAUGGUCUCUAGGGGGUUCACAUGACAUGAGUUUGCCGGCCGGUCCUCCUUUGGUAUAAAGAUGGCAAAUCCUUCUGACACCAUGCUUGCGUGAAGUGUGCACCGCCUUUUGUCCUUCAAGGCUUUCCAACCUUUUUUUGGUAACUUAUCCCCUUGCCGUUGUGCCCGAAACUUUGAUCGAUAAUGUGAAGUUGAAAUUUUUUACCUUUCUGUUUUGUGAAAGUAUUACACAUAUACUUACAGCUUUUUCGAUUAAACACUUCUCACACAGUUUGUGAAAAAUUGGCGAUCCACUCCUUGGUUUGUCUUCUAAGGUCUUUACUUUUAACCACGUGUUCGGUCAUCAUUCAGACUUCCUUAACAAUUAGACAAUUUUUUUUUACUGAAUGGUCAUGGCCAGGAGACCAUAAAAAUAGAUGCCUGAGCUCUAGCACAAACAGUGUAGGCCUUCAUUUCCAUGAAGGAGUAGAGAAAAUAAAAGAAAACGAUAAAAAUACUAAUUUUAAAAAUAGAAAACCUACAAAAUGGGUAGGAAAAGUAUGGCGGGUAAAACCUCGUGCACGGGGCAAAAAUUAAAAAAAUGUAUAAUUUCUUCAAAUUUAGUUUGAAAUUGCUUUGAACGGUUAUUUAGAUAAAUUUCUUACCUGAAACAGGUUACAUUUGCCUAAAGAAGCAUUAAGUGCUUUGCACAAAAUACAAUUUACAAUCGGAACGAACUUUUGAAAUACCCGUACAUCAUGUCCUUCUGUGUUCAAAAGAUCCCAUGUGGUUUGUCAAUAAUAUAAUCAGUCAUUGAUCUAAAACUUUAAGCAGCAUGAUAAUCAAUUACACUGAAUACUGAAUCCCUUUAUGUGAAAACUAUGUUCCUUGCACUUAAGUCAAACUACAUUGUAAUUUUUGCUUUAUUUUGUCUGUCUGUCUAAUGACACUUAUUUCAAACCAUUAUGUUUAUGCUGUAGUAUGUCCGUCUGUCCCAUGACACUGAUGUCCAGCUGAUACUGAAGUUAAUGUUGGAUAGAUGGGAUUUGGAGAUUCCAAAUUUGGUGAUUUCUGUGACAGGUGGUGCCAAGAGUUUUGUUCUUAAGCCCAGAUUAAAGGAAGUAUUUAGAAGAGGUCUGAUUAAGGCGGCCAAGUCAACUAGCGCAUGGAUCAUCACAGGUUUGUUUCUCUUUGCAAUUCCAUGCUUGUAUAAGUACAUGUACAUAACUGUAUUGAUAUAGAACUAUUUAUUUGUGGUUAGGCUAGUUUUGAUUAACAAUAUACACUGUUAUAGCCCAUUAAUACAGACACUGAGGGGUUCAUGGAAAGUGUGUCUGUUUAGCAAGUUGAGUUUAAAUAGAUAAAUAAGGUGUUAGGUGUUAGUUUCCCAAUUCCAACAAUGUGAUGUUCACAAGGAAAUUUGCCUUUUGUUUGUUCAUUAGUGCUGCAGGCAUAUGCACGUGGUUAGUGGGAAAACUAAGACCCUGUUUACAUGGAGUGGGGGACCCCGGUUUAGUGGGGUAGGUUUCUUUUGUUUUGUGUCCCCCAGAGCGUGAAAACAAAAGAAACCAACCCCACUAGACCGGGGUCCCCCACUCCAUGUAAACAGGCCCUAAAAGAAACAGUUCUCAAGGGUAACAUCACAUGAACUAUUCUAAAAAAUAAUAACAUCAAGUGAAAAAGAUUUAUUGCGACUGCAAGUCUCGUUGUUGUGUGCAUUAAUACUCCUUGUAAACUUUAUCCGAGAGUGCUUCACAGAUACUACAGAUAUAACCUUCAAGAUCAAUAGUUUGGAAAGCUCACCAUGAGAGUUUAUAGCCACCUACAAAGAUGAUAUAGAAGGUUUUGUCACGCAUUCUUUCCUGGACAACACGUGACAAGCCCCUAAAAAUGUGUUUCUGCUUUCAUACAGCAACACUGUUGAUGCUUUCAUAGAUUCCAUUGUCUUUUUUUAACUGAUGUUUUUGUGCUGGGUUUUUGACAAUAAAGGUGGCACAAAUGCUGGAGUAAUGAAACAUGUGGGUGAAGCUGUGAAAGAACAAGAAAUCACAUUUGGUAGUGAAGACAAGGUCAAUGUUAUUGGUGUUGCUUCAUGGGGCAUUGUUGACAGAAAAGACUCACUGAUAGCCACUAAGGUAAAACUAUCAUGUACGGUAAUGUUGCUACAGUUGUCUGUGGACUGCUUGGAUAUAGUUCCUUCUAACAGCGUCAGUGUUGAAAACUGAGAUACUUCAGGAGUUUGUGUACCUCUAGGGUAUAGAUGAGACCAUGGCUGAUUUUGUAUGCCCCGCUUCACGUGGGAGCCUGCUCGUAGGCUGUUCUGUGCUUUUUCUCCAGCACCCCGCCUUAAAAGUCCGUGUUCCCCACCAAGCCUUGGCAAAGCCUGUGGAAGAAGCUUGGCCAAAGUGCAGAGUUAUACUGGCAGCUUGCAAACUCAGCUACUUAAGAGAAAGGAAUUAAAAAUCGUUGGUUGUAUUUAACUUCGAGUUGCAGUUUUUCACCAGAUGUUCUGUUCUAUGCUUUGUUUAGGACAAGAAUGGUCUAUACCCAGCCAUGUACCGCAUGGAGAAUGUCCCAGGAUCCAGUGGGGCCCUCUUAGACUCCAAUCAUUCUCAUUUCUUACUGGUUGAUAAUGGCACCGAAGGGAAAUACGGUGUGGAGAUUGAUUUACGGUCAAGAUUUGAAGAGGCUGUGAUGAAGGUUAAGACUGACUCUAGAUCGGCUGCAGGUACAGUAGAACAAGUGCAAGAGCUGUGUCAUGAAAUUUAUCAAAAUUUACGGUGGGAAAUGCCAGUUAAUAUGAGUGAAACAUGAAUAUAACCAUGCAAAACACGGGUGACCCUAGCACUGUUGUGUAAGCUUCAUAAUGUAAGGAUUUGUAUGGGGAAAAAAAGUUAUUUUUGUAACCUCUCUUCAGCUGUGUGUUACUUCUUUCCUGUGUAGUCCCAAGCCGAAUUAUGGCCAUUCUAUAGGUUUUAUUAGAACUAGUUUACCCAUAAAAUGGCCACAGAUCGGCUCGGGAACCACGCUUUACAAGACUCCCCCUUCCCACCUCUCCACUCCCGCCCAAGCCAACCCCACCCCACUUACCCACAAUUUGGCAGUAGUGACCAGCUGUAAUUAACUGUGGGCAGUACACAUUUUUGUGAGAUAGAUAGAUAUAAGGAAUUCAUAUAAACUGAACUCAACUAUAAACAUAUCUUUUUAUGCACUGCCAAAAUUGUUUUUCGCAAGAGCCAUUAUGGACAGUGGUUUUAAUCUUUUUACAGGUGCGAUUGGUGUACCUGUGGUACUGUUAGUACUAGAAGGUGGACCAAACACAGUCCGUACCAUGUGUGAACUGAUUAAAAAGAAAAUCCCUGCAGUGGUGGUAGACGGUAGUGGUCGAGCCGCUGAUGUGGUUGCUUAUGCUUACAGCCACACCAUCAAAAAAUGGUGAGCAUUCAUAGCCAUCUUUGUAAAUCCCAGAGUGAAGACCGAAAACUUAAAAAAUUUCCAGCUCGCGCUUUGCGCUCGAGAAAAAUUUUGAACUCGACUUGUGGGCAAAUCUGGGAUCGUUCGUUACUGGGAACGCGCCAGUCAACUUUUGAUUGAUUUUAUUCUUCGAUCAAGUAAUAUGUUUCUUCGGUUUUUGUUGUUGUGGUUGUUUUUUGUCUAUUUGCACCCGCCCCACGCUUGAUGUAUACCGAUUCCGUAUUUCCCAUACCAGUCAUCGCACAUGGUGCACCUUAGGGACGGACCAUUAGAAAACUUAUUGGGGGGGGCGAAGUAAAAAAAAAAAAUUCGCGCAAGGGAAAAUUAAAUGAAAAAAAAAUUCAUGCACGCCAAUUAACCCUAAAAAAUAUUCAUGCUAUGGCCUAAAAAAAAUUCAUACAAGGAAUUUGAUAACGAAAAAAAAUUCCUGCGGCUCGAAAAUUCCCCUCCCCGCCCCCCCCAUAACUUUUCUAAUGGUCAUUCGCAGCUGUUAUUAGGGUCGUCACGCAACGCUCUUCCCCGCUUGGGAGGAGCGUGGCGUGAUGAUCCUAAUAACGGCUGCGAAGGAGACAAAGGUGCACCUGUUCUCGAGCACUUUUAGUUUUCUAACGUUAUCUGUAUUUACCCCAUGCUUGUCAUCACCAAAUUCUGAACGUCAAUGAUUUAUCAGGGACUUGUUUUCCCACAUUGGCCGCAGCUUAUGAUUUUGCCGCUUGUUGCUGUUUUUUUUUUAACUGCGCUUGAGUAUAUGCUUGUUUUCCAACUCACCUUUCCCAUAUUUUGCGCGAGUUGCAUGAUAUUUGACCGUUUGUAUUUCGUUGCCCGGACAGCAAGAUUUCCCGCGCAGCUUAAAAUGUUUGUUUUUUUUUUGGUUGGUUGAGUUUUUUGGCGUAGCGUUCUGUUUGGUUUACACUCUUACAAUGUGAAUUGUUUCUCAUAAUUGACCUGAGGUGUGAAUUGUCUUUUAUUUAUUUUAAACAAACUUAUCAUUUGGUGUUAACUACUUAGUGAAGGAAAAACCGCUAUCAACAUCAUCGACCCAGCGUUUGAAGGCAAUGUACGAGCCAAGGUGGCAGAAGUGUUCCCCUUUAUGAAGCCGGAAGAUGUCAGUAAACAUUACCAGAUGAUUGAACAAGUGCUCGAGGACGAAAAAAUGGUGAGCAACUUGUACUUGCAACACAUAAUCUUGAGAUUCCUAUGGUACUCAAGGGUGACCUUUCGUGGUACUCAUUUCGUCGUACGUCUGCACUUUUUGCGCCAUCUUGAAUAAUUUAUCUUGCCGGGCACAAGAAUGUUAAAUACAAUUAAUUUGACAUACGAUCUUAGCAAUGGUUGCGUGACGCAAUGGAUAAUGCGUUACCCUUACACGUCCAAGGUCUUGGGUUCGACUCCUGGCGGAUGAGACUUUUUUCUUUUUUUCGUAGUCGCUUUGUUUUGUUUUGUUUCUUUUUUAAAAAAACAUAUAGGAAGCGUUUUGCAGUAUCAAUUUAUUAGGAAACAACGUUACAUUUGACAGUAAACCUAUAAAAGCUCGAACGCACUUCCUAAUCUGAGAUUACUACUAGUAUAAACAUUUUGAGAAAGACUCCCAGUAGGCUGCAGUGCAGGUGUGUUUUGGGCGGGCGAAAACUGCUUGUUUUUGUUUGUAUUAUUGUAGCCGCCAUCUUUGAUUUAAGACAGAGGAAGUUUGGGGAGAGUAGAAAUAGCAGCAUGGCGCUUUCGCGAGCAAAAAGACGGAAGGUUUCGCGCAGUUGGUUAGUGCGCAGCUUUCUCUGCGGGAGAUCCCCAGUUCGAUUGUGACGUCAAAUCCUUCUUUCCACUCCUUUCCUUUCCGUGCAGCUUUAAGUAGCUUUAAAUACCCGUUAAACGUAGCCGCACUGUUGGAGAGAGGGGGACCGGGGGGGUGUAAAAUGAGCGCACCAUCGGUCUCGGGUUUGUUGGUCAGAUGACCAUUUCGAGCUACUGACGUAAAAUAAGGACUCUUUACCUUCGCGCGCCCAAAGAAAACGCUUGCACUGCAGGCUAGACUCCCAAUGCGAGUCACACCUAUGACCUUCUUGUCACUCGUAGUCCAGAUGCUCUACCACUGAGUUGCAGGAGACUCGUACGAGCUAAGGCCACUAAACUAUGUGCAUGUCAUAUUUUCUUGCAAUAAUUUUUUAUUCAAGAGAGACAUGAAGAUCGUGGAAAAGUUGGAUCAUUGUUUUGGAAAAGGUUUUAUUCGGGGCUCCAAAAAUACUUGAAUUCCAUACAGCUUGUCCUCUGGGCAAGCAGCUCUCACAUUUUGUUUGCUUAGGACCACUUGACUUCUUACUUGUCUUGUUAAUGAUUUUGUUAGAGAAUGUCUUGCCUGAACUCUUGCCCAUUGGGCAAGUGAGCUACAAAAGUUACUCGCCCAGCAAGAAAAUCUACUUGUCCCAGGCUAACAGACGGGAUUUUUUUCAAGCCCUGUUACUAUGUUAAACUCAUCCUGUCGCGUUUGCUUCAGAUUUCAAUAUACAGGCUUGACGAUGAGACCAACACAGUAUCUCAGGAGAUUGAUCUUGCAAUUUUGAAAGCCCUCUUGAAAGGUAUGUUCAGCUGAGUUGUUCCUUAGUUUGUCUGGCUUCAUGUCUUAGAACGUGAAUUAAUUCUUUACCCAGUUGGUUUUUUCGCUGAUGCGUGCGAGGUGCUUUUUCUUGAACGUAGGUUAGAAAAGGAAGUGAGAUCCAGACAGAGAGAUAGCAAAACAGGUUAGAAGUAGGUUAUUUAGUUAGCGUGGCAUGGUACCUGGUGGCUGCCAUAUAAUAGGCAACCUAAAGCAGCUAUGUCACGAGGAUAUCCCUGUUUUAUGUGUUUACAUUCGGCUGAGCUAAACGUGGAGGCAAAUGACAGACAACGUAAAUACUUUCCUAUUGGUAUGAACACACGUGAGCCGCUAUGGCGUUAAUUGACUCUAUUGUUAUUGGGUAUAUAAGGUUUUGACAGUUGUAAUGUAUUCAUCUCAGCUCUCGAACUAUCAACUUAUAUUUUUAUAUCUUACUUUAUUCAUCUAUCGAUUGAUUUUUUACCUUUAACCCCCAGAGGUUGUGCGACCUCAUCGGUUGGGGAAUACGUUCCCAAUUUUUUUCCCUUUGGGUUUUUAGGUUUUCGUAUCAGGCGGCGGAUGUGAGCUGUUUAGCCUGAGUGACUUUAUUAAGGAAUAUUUGUCUACCAUUCUUUAGUUAUGAUGUUGAACUUUGUAUGUUAUUUGGACGGCAAUAAACACUCGGGCUCACAGUUCGAGCUGUUCACCCAGUCCCGUCUCUUUUUCGUGAAUAUAAAUAGGAAGGUUAAUUCUUUGCCGAAGUCAUUGCUUAGUACCUAUACUCAUUCAAAAAAUACUCAUUUAGAGUUAUGAAGAAGAUCUGAAACAAAUUUCGGGCCGUAACCAUGAUAAUUUGGGGGGGCGGGAUUUUUGUAGGCAUAGCAGUAAAACGCCGACUUUUUCAAGUCCCAAUCCAUGUCUAUCCUUGCCAUCCGUAGCAAAAGACACAGGAAAAAGUUUCAGUGCCUAAAUAUUGUCUUACAGAACAAAGCUGUACCAUUAUUUUUGUUAUUCAGUUGAUGCGAAGAUACGUUUUAGCAACGAUUCAGCAACGAUGAUGGCGACAGCAACGAGAACGUCCAGAACGAACUAAUAUGUUUUGUAAACAAAACAACAACUCUACCCAUACAUUUUUUGCCUUCCGCUACUCGAACUUAGCCUGCGUCGCAUCGAGUUCUCUAUCUAGGCCCAGGGGGUGUACUCCCGCAAAUUUUGGAUAGGGGUGUGCCGCAAAGGUUCGUGAACCCUAACCCUAUUUAAGGAUUAAGAAAGCGAAAACUGAUACCCUUUCUAAGGCCAAAAGCCGAAAUUGACACCCUAUUCAAGGAAAAAACAAAAUUAUUAAUAGUAUAGAAAGGAAAACUUUAUUUCUUCUCUGUAACAUUGGAUGUAUAGCAUCAAGCAUAAAAUACUAGAAUAAGCCUAGUUUAAAAAAAAAUGUUCGUUUAGGCGGGCGUUUUCACACUCCAGUAUUAGAUACUACAAUUAAGCUACCCUAUCUAAGGACCACACCAGGAACACAGAAACAAAAGGGUCAAAAAAGAUACCCUAUUUAAGGACUGAGAACAGCAAAAACCAUACCCUAUUCCGCGGCACGUACCUAUAUAGCCCAUAUAUGGGAGUAGCCCCCCCGGGUAUCUAGGUCUCAAGUGACAAGUCUAACGACAACGCGGGCUAGCACGACUGUGACGUGAAGUUCUCUAAUAAACGUUUAGGUUAUGGAGGACGCAAACACUCGACGACCUAUUUUAACUCUUUCUUAUCUUGGGCGCAUUUGGUGAGACUGAAUUUAUUUCCAGAUAAGCCAUCUUCAAUGCAAAUAUAUGUACGCUGCGUAACAGGCGCCAGUUUUUCAGGACAUGUGGAGCAGGCAUGGCUAAUGGCGACAAAUUCGUGUUAUUAGAGACACCUUUUAACGCUUUAAUCACCGCCUUUGUUGCUAAAUCUGUGAAAGCGUCUGGGAUAAUCUGUUCGUUACAACGAGGUACAUUGGGGUCCUGUUUCGCACAUUUUGAUUAAACUAAGCUGAAGAACAUCGCUUGUUAUUAAAACAACUUAAUUAGCUUGAUGCUAAAAAACAUCUUCUGAUUUUGACAGCAAACAAGUCCAGUCAGUUGAUGCAGUUAAAUUUGGCGUUGGCGUGGAACAGAAUUGAUGUGGCCAAAAGUGAAAUCUUUACAGACGAAACACACUGGACGGUAAGUUCUACACUUUGUUGCUUUCAUUCUCGUGCAACGUUUCGCCACAUGUAAGGAAACCCAGGAAAAGUCUUGGAUCCUGGAUUCCACGCCACGGAUCUCGGAUUCCAGGUACUGGAUUCCAGUCUUUGUCAGUGGAACUUGGAUACUGGAUUCCAAUCGUUAGUGGGAUUCCGGAAUUCCUUGAUUCCAAAGCCCAGGAUUCCGAAUUCCACAAGCAAAAAUUUCACGGAUUCCUGUUUCCUCAUUCCCUUACAUGGGGUGAAACGUUUCUUGGUUGAAUUCAAGUGAACAUUUUUUUAAUCGUCUCUUGAUGUAGCAUGCAAUUUGACCUCAGUUGGUUGGUAUCCUGCUGGGGAGGGGUACGCCGGGACUCAAUUCUCGACCUGACCAACACUCAGGAUCUUUAUAUAACCAUAGUUAAUCAAAGUGGAAUGUUAGGGAAACCCUUUGUAAUAGGUUUUUGUUAGCUUUUUUGGACCUGACGUGCACAACGUUCAAUAGCAUUCCUAUCAUUUUGAACUUACUGACCAAUAGAAACAUUACAUUAAUUUAUUCAGUCAUAAUUUGUGAACAAAAAACAAAGGAUUGUAGACGGUCAGGGAGCUUCCAACAUAAACUGCAGCACCGUUGUUUUCAACUUUGAUGUUUGCCGGCUUUCCUGCUUUGACUUGUGUGAUUGGUUACACCAUCUGGUGUCUUUUCGGAUAAGGACCAAAAACCAUCGUGUGCAUUCACAUAGCCUGGGACCCGGCCCCGCAGUGGGUGGAAAAGGCGGCGUAAAAUGAAAGACAGGCGAGUGGAUCGAGGCGAGCGAUAGUCUGGGAAAGGGAAAUGGUGGCUUCGCUCGCCUUUUUUUUUGCUAUUUCUCUCCGUUUUUUUGCCGUUUCCCCUUACUGCGGAACCUGGUCCCAGGCUAGCAUCCACAGUUACUAUGAAUCGUAAAGAGUCUUGAAUUCUUGAAAACGUCUUGAAAUUUGCAAAGUAAUGUUCCAGACCUGGAAGAACAUCCAGGAAAAUAGCGAUAAAGUCUGGAAAAAUGGUAAAAAGUCUGGUGCUUUUUUCAAAGCUACAACUAGUGCAUAGUGAGUGAAGUUUUUCCCGUGGUCAAAUCUUAUUCUAUCUCGCCCGUAUCCAAGAUAUUCACGUUGCACGGUGGUUACUGUACGUUUGCUUGCAUCACGAAAAAGCUUUGUUCCUAUAUUUUUCAAGGUCUCUGUUGAUCAGCUUGCUAUUCGAUAACCCUGAGUCUGGAAAAAGAAAUUAUCGUUUUGGAAAAAAGUCUGGAAAAAGUCUUGAAUUUUGGAUCUAAAAAUCUAUACGAACCCAACCCUGACAGUACUUACUCUGAGACGUGAAAGAACCACCAAGAACAUAAACCAAAUGUCUGUCGUAACCCCUAGUGUUUAUAUCACUUUACCUUCUCUCUGUGAUGCAUCGAUAGCUCAUUACUUCAUUUGCAAACUUCAACUUGCGCCUACAAGCAUUCGGACAAAGUACCCCACGCAGUGUUGUAAAUUAUCGCUGAAAAGCCCCAAUUGUAGAUAAUAAGAUAUUUUAUUCGUAUUGAUUUGACCUCUUAUUGAGGGUGUUUCUAUGAAAAAGAAAGACGAUCGCAACCCAGGAUUAAACCCUGACCUGUCGUAUCCCACUCUCUUUCCCUUACCACUACACUACCUCAUUGACCCGCCAAAAUUCCGAAAUAUUUAAAUAAAUAAACUAGCGAACUGUCUUUCUUAACUGUUACAUCAAUAAAAGGUGACCCUAGCCCUUUCCAUAACUUUUAACAUAAAUUCAACUUGGGCUUCAACUUCGUUAUUUGUAAGACUAUUCAAAAACGUAUUAUUUGCCUUAAGGUUGAUUUCCACUGACGCGUUUUUGGCUACGCACGUUAACGCACAUAGAUUUUAAUUAUGUAAAUAAAAUAGAGGCAAGAUAAAAAGUGCUGAGCUUAAACGAGAAGUUGAGCGCGUUUUUGGCUACGCACGUUAACGCACAUAGAUUUUAAUUAUGUAAAUAAAAUAGAGGCAGAUAAAACGUGCUGAGCUUAAACGAGAAGUUGAGCGCGUUUUUGGCUACGCACGUUAACGCACAUAGAUUUUAAUUAUGUAAAUAAAAUAGAGGCAAGAUAAAAAGUGCUGAGCUUAAACGAGAAGUUGAGCGCGUUUUUGGCUACGCACGUUAACGCACAUAGAUUUUAAUUAUGUAAAUAAAAUAGAGGCAGAUAAAACGUGCUGAGCUUAAACGAGAAGUUGAGCGCGUUUUUUUGGCUACGCACGUUAACGCACAUAGAUUUUAAUUAUGUAAAUAAAAUAGAGGCAAGAUAAAAAGUGCUGAGCUUAAACGAGAAGUUGAGCGCGUUUUUGGCUACGCACGUUAACGCACAUAGAUUUUAAUUAUGUAAAUAAAAUAGAGGCAGAUAAAACGUGCUGAGCUUAAACGAGAAGUUGAGCGCGUUUUUGGCUACGCACGUUAACGCACAUAGAUUUUAAUUAUGUAAAUAAAAUAGAGGCAAGAUAAAAAGUGCUGAGCUUAAACGAGAAGUUGAGCGCGUUUUUGGCUACGCACGUUAACGCACAUAGAUUUUAAUUAUGUAAAUAAAAUAGAGGCAGAUAAAACGUGCUGAGCUUAAACGAGAAGUUGAGCGCGUUUUUGGCUACGCACGUUAACGCACAUAGAUUUUAAUUAUGUAAAUAAAAUAGAGGCAGAUAAAACGUGCUGAGCUUAAACGAGAAGUUGAGCGCGUUUUUGGCUACGCACGUUAACGCACAUAGAUUUUAAUUAUGUAAAUAAAAUAGAGGCAGAUAAAACGUGCUGAGCUUAAACGAGAAGUUGAGCGCGUUUUUGGCUACGCACGUUAACGCACAUAGAUUUUAAUUAUGUAAAUAAAAUAGAGGCAGAUAAAACGUGCUGAGCUUAAACGAGAAGUUGAGCGCGUUUUUGGCUACGCACGUUAACGCACAUAGAUUUUAAUUAUGUAAAUAAAAAAGAGGCAGAUAAAACGUGCUGAGCUUAAACGAGAAGUUGAGCGCGUUUUUGGCUACGCACGUUAACGCACAUAGAUUUUAAUUAUGUAAAUAAAACAGAGGCAGAUAAAACGUGCUGAACUUAAACGAGAAGUUGAGCGAGGUUCACCUUUUACGCUUACGACUGACCUUCAUGCAUUGCCUCUAUUUUAUUUGCGAACGUAAAUUUUACGCACGUACAAACAUAAAAAUUACGCGACACUGGAAAUCUCCCUUAUUGGAACUUAAUCCAGGGAAGACAUUACAUCCAUAAUGACUAGGUUUUUAAUUAGAAAUCUUCUCUUUCUAUUAUUAUUAUUAUUAUUAUUAUUCUAUUUAUUUAUUUAUUUAUUUAUUUGUCGUGGCAUGUCUGUAAAGUAGCUAAUUAGCUAAGAUCAUUGACCACGUUAAAUAAAGGGUAUUGAAUUGUUUUGUAUAGUGUAAUGUUAUGACUUAAGGCUUGGUUGGCAAUGGUGGAAUCGACCUUUUACGAAAGGGAAAUAGGCUUAGCAGCAUUAACCUGUUACUUAAAGUGGCUGUUUCUUUGCUUUGCUGUAUGUAGACCGAGAGCCUGAGGGACCCCAUGCUGGCAGCUCUACUUGAUGACAAGACGGAAUUUGUAGAACUCUUUCUAAGGAACGGGCUGAGCAUGAGGGAAUUUCUUACUCCUCAAAUCCUAUGUCAAUUGUAUACUGGGGUAAGUACCUCAUGAAAUAACAGUGAGAAAUUUAACAGAAGUCGCAGGGUAUGCUUAAAGGGACAAUGGAGCAUCAAGGUUGAAGUUAAAUUGCUGAAAAAUGAAACGCUUUUUAUUGACAAAUUAUUGCUUGCCACAUAGCAAAUUUGGAGGAUCCCUUGUCCACUCUCUUCUAGCUUUACUGAGAUGCAAUCCAAUGUUUUUGCCCACCGGUGCUCCUUGUUGACAUUUCCCUAUUUCUUGUACUGUUUUAAACAGUUUUUAAUUCUGAUAUAGGUAAGGCAAAAAUUGAGACAAUAGCGUGUCCUGACCCUUUUAUUAGGCUAUGUUCGUACUACACUGGGUAUUUUUUCACGUCUACACGUAAAGCUGUCCGGUAUAGCGUAGACCCAGCCUUAGUUUCCUUCAUGUUUAUUUCUUGAGAAAACACUUAAUCAGUUUUAUGCAAUAAAGGGAUCAGUAGAACAUUUCGGGGAAACUUUCCACCCACCCCUCCGCUAACCCAACAUUUUGCCCUACCUGAAACGUUAGCGUUAAAUGUGGGAUAGGGGAGGGGUAGGUGGGGACAGUUUUCUAGAAUCGUCAAUAGUGACUGAUCGGCGUUUAAAUUCGCUUUUUCAGGUUCCAAACAACAGUGUUAUUAAGCCGCUGCUUCAACAACAGUUGGUUUGUUUUGUUUUGUUUUUGUCUUUUGAUUUUAAGAAAGUUCUAAACUGUGGCCAUUCUUCUUUCUGUUUAUAAAGCUGAACCAGGUUGUUCGUAGGUCCUGGUCGUAGAUUUUGUCGGACGUUCUUUGCCUAACAUAUAGCCAUUCUUCGUUUUUUAGAGUAAAAAGAAUGUGAAAGAAGUUAACAUGUCCAUUGUUGGUGAAGUGAUUGAGAAUCUGAUGGGAGAUUCGUAUCAUAGUCUCUAUCUUCGAGAUCCACGAUACCUUCUUUAUACUGAGAAAUCCCGCAAAACUAGCCUGGAUACAUUUGUUUUUGGUAAGUGAUACCGUUACAUUACUUUAAGGCAAAUUGUACCACUAUUCCUUACCUUCUAUACAAAGCUCUCAUUGCUUAGAUACUUUCACCUUUUUUAAUAUAAUUUAAUGAAUGAAUUAAAAACAUCUAAGUUCAACCAUGAUCACAUGUGUGACAGAAAUUGGACAAUGUUUGUACAGAUUUGAGUAGAAUUUAAAAUGUCUUGUCAUCUCUCCAGUUGAAGAGGAGCUCUCUCUUUUUGUUGUUGUUGUUGUUGUUUUUUUUUUUUGAGGGGAGGAGGAGAUUGUACACAUGCUAAUCUUUCUUAAACUGGCCAUGAUUUCCACCUCUUCUAUUUUUUCAAAGACAAACUCUUCCUUUUAUUACCUAUUUCAUUGAAAAAUUACUGCUGAUCGGUUUACUUUCUAGUGAACCCUGUUCAGACCUUUGAUCCGCUUAAGAGACCGUUUCGUGACGUAUUCAUCUGGGCGGUCCUUAGUAACAGGAUAGCUAUGGCUAAACUGAUGUGGAUUAUGGGCCGUGAACAAAUCCCAAGUGCUCUCAUGGCAACCAGGCUUCUCAAGUCUAUGGCUUCAAAAUCAGCUUCUGAUGACACCAUCACAGACAUCAGUGUUGAGUUGUGUGAAAGUGCUGCGUGAGUAUCAUACAGGGAUGAAUGCGCCGGGCCAGGGAAAGUUCAUUGUAAGAUCAGGCUCUGUACUUGUAUGGGCAUUUUCGGGAUCCGGGGUUUGACCAAAAAACUGGGCGGGAACAACAAGUGUAAUAACUGAACCUAAGUGUUAUAAAGUUCCCAUCUUUAAUAACAUUUGGACCUAAGCGUAGUAAAGGUUCUAUCUGCAAUAACGUUCGGACCCAAGUGUAACAAAGGUCGCAUUUGUUAUGCUAUCGCGUUUUCCCCUCAAAAGGACCCUGAAUCACGCAAGUGCACUCCUCGUCUUGGAAUCUGAAGGGUUCUAAUGUUGUAGCGUGUAGCUUUGUCCAGCAACAGAACGGGGACGUCAGUUGACAACGGCCCGCGCAAAUCAAACAACUGUCUUGACCAAUUGCAGAGCGGCAAAUUGAACACCGGAAGUCGUGUUUAGUCUUUUCCACGCGCUUUCCCGUUGUCAACUGACGUUCGCGUCCUGUUGCUAAAUCAGCCUAUUGCAGACAAUUUUGCUCCGUGUGCCUUCGCCUUAUUGAGGCCCCUUGACCUAGCUUAUUUUGUCUGUGUCAACCUUGUAGUGAAUUUGAACAGGACGCAAUUGGCGUUCUACAGGAGUGCUACGAAGAAAACGAAACUCUAUCACAGACCCUGCUGGUGAAGGAACUGGAAUCAUUUGGUCAUCUAACAGCGCUCGAUCUGGCCGUGAUGGCCGAGGAUCAAAACUUUAUUGCGCAUGUCAGCUGUCAAGAAUUACUCACCCGACUCUGGAUGGGAACCAUGGCCAUGAACACAAGGUGGUGGAAGGUAAGAGAAUUGUACUUUGUAAUCCCUGGUGGUUAGGGUGGGGUGAGGUGGGAAAUGUGAUUGGAACUCUGUAGGAUUAGAAGCGGGUGGGUGAGUAGAUACCACAUGUUACUCACCCGACCCUGGAUGGAUGCCAUGAACAUGAACAUACGGUGGUGAGAAUUGCCUUUGACAGUCCCAUAGGGGUAGGGUUGGGAUGAGGUAAGGUACGAGAGUAGGGCGUUGUCGUUCGGUAGGGAUGAAUGGGUGGGUAUCAGCUGUAAUUUAUUUUAACUACACAACUUCGGCUGGAAGAUUAGACGCCUUGACCACGAGAUCGUGAUAAUGAAUUGUGAGAAAACUGUACCUACCUUUGGGGAUACGGUGAGGUUAAAAGGGGUUUGGAUCAGAGGGUACCACGAGUUAGAAAGUAAGCUAUUAGACUUAAAUCGAAGAAGUGUGAAUGAAGUUAGUAUAGGUAAUAGCAUGAUUUGUAAUGAUAUUUGGCAUAAAUACUACGAGUGAUAUUUCAAAAUUGUUAUACGUAAUUUGAGACAAUUUUGAAAUAUCACGAGUGGUAUUUAUGCCAAAUAUCAGUUACAAAUCAUGCUAUUAUUUGUUUAUAUUACUACCCGCAAAAGGUUUGUAAUUUUCACAUGUAGGUAUUUCAAAUUACGCUGAAAUACUACUGCUCUAAGCCAAUCAAAUUGCAGAAAUUUCUCCUGUAGUAGUAUAAAUUUAGUUAUUUGUUUUCAUUUUGUUUACUUAUCUCGCUGUCAAUGUCAUGAGCUUCCAUGUACUGACCGUUCCUUCCCAGAUUAGCUUGCUAGAGGCAAUUAUAUCAAUUAAAGAUAAAAGAUAAGAGAUUAAACUAGCUGGAUAAACUAAGUAGACUAAGUGCACUUGCCAUCAAUUAAAAAAACCUUUAACCUUUUAACCUUUAACGGCUGUCUGUUUUGUCUCUUCCAGAUCAUCAUCUGCACUUUUAUCCCAUUUCUCAUUUUCCCACUAAUUUAUUUUGUUCCUGACGAACAUCACGAGCGCGAGGCAGCCGCGCGACGCUCGCAAAAGAGUUUGACCAGUAAGAGUAUAAGAAACGUGGGGAGAGGAAGUCAAGAGGGUAUAGGAGCUGGGCGGGAACGAGCUGAUGGAGGAAUAGGAGGAGGAGGAGUUGAACUUCAGAAGAUUGACACCGCUAAUGGAAACGCUGUUACUGACGAGGAAUCUCAUGUAGGUUCUGAUAUUGAAGAUGUCGUGGACUAUAUUCCAGGUGAGCGAGCCAGGUCCGAAGAAAUCCAGCACAAACUGUCUAAACUUCUUUUCCAAAGAUUUCGUGUUUGUCGAAUUCAAAUUUUCUUAAAAACACCGUGGAAACGAGGGUUGAUAUUAUUUUGGGUAAAAGGUUUCUUUGAUGCCAGAACAGCCCCCUUCCGUUCCCCUCGGGGGACGCUAACGUAUGCAUAAGAGCACCUUUUUCACCUUUAGAACGGCAAUUAUUUACACAUGGUCAAUGUUUAUGAUGUCUCGAGCCUCAGUUGGUGCUUGCUCUGCGAUAGGCGUUCGUUUCCGCUUGUUGCAAAACAUCCUUUUUGUUUUCUCAAUUGUAAUCUUGUUAACCUAGAACAGAUACUGUUAAUACUUAUAAUAUUACUGUGAAAGGUGUGUAACUCUUCUGCUCCACUCUUCUCUGUUGGUUUUUCCAAGAUGACUUUGUUUUCCUUUUCAUUUCAGAGCUUCACGAUGAUAACGCCAUGGAAGUUAUAAUGCGAUCUAAAGACAUGACCAUUUGGGAAAGAAUUGAUUCAUUUUAUGCCGCGCCCUUUACCAAGUUCAUGGGCAAUUUGGUAACUGCUCUAAUAAUUAUAAUUCUUUUUGUUUUUGAAAAUACCGUAAACUGCCGCUUAAAAGCUCCCCCUCUCUCCCCUUCUUAUAAGUUCUCCCCCCAUUAUAGCCCCAUCUUCAAAAAUUCACACCCGAUUAUAAGACCUCGCCCCCUCCUCCGGAUAUAAGAUAAGCUCCAUGUAACUUGUAUUGAAAUGAAUUCGAUAUAUUAUGAGGUCUUAAGGCAUGCUUCCGCAAUAAUUUUCUGUUCGAAGCCUUACAAACAAAAGGAAUAUAUAACGUAAUCGCUUUUUCCCAGUUUUCAAUUGAAAAUACUACAAAACUGACAGCGUUCAUGUCUCCUGUUUUUUAAAAAAAGUCAUAAAAGUAAAAUGCUGUGUAAUUUCUUAUUGAUGUCAUUCCAUGUUAUUAUUGCAGGUGUCUUACAUAGCAUUCAUAGUGCUUUAUGCUUACGUCAUUACAAUGUACUUCCCAAAGUUUGACUCUAACGCGACUCUUGGCGGUCUGAGUGUGGUGGAAAUUAUUCUUUACUUCUGGAUCUUUACAAUCAUCUUAGAGGAAAUAAGACAGGUUUGUGUGCACACUGUAUUGUGUUCUUACUCUACUGGUGUUUACACUACAUUAUUUUCACCCCUAUACUGGAUAGCUGUUGCGUCGUUUCGGAAACCAUAGCGAAUACCGUAUUUACACGAAUAAGCGCUCGGCGCUUUUCAUGCCUCAAAUGCGGCGUUUAGUUGAGGACGACGUUUACUUGAAAGUUGGACGCGACAAAAAAUUGUUUUAAGUACGGUAAUAUUAUCAUUAUUAUUAUUUUUCGUAGUAAACUAACAUUAACGCAUUUUGACUUCGAUGUUAUCGGGCUUCCUUUUUGUUUCGUUUUUAUUAUUUUUUUUUUUUUGUCGCAAAUGCGGCGCUUAUUCGAGCAAAUCAGUAGGGCCACUGUUGACACACAAGGAGCGGUGAUUUCGGCCGUGAUUUCUGUAACGAGGCGAAGCUGUGCCGCGCCGAUCUUGAAGGUAGAUCGUCACAUAUCGGAUAGGUUUCUUCCACUCUUCUAAAAAAUCGCUGCUGAAUCCAAGUCAAUAGUUAUCGGUAACUAACAAACGACUUAUUGACGUACCUAUAUUUUUGAUGUUUUAAGUCUUAUUCCUAUUGUGUGUGUGUGUGUGUGUUUUUUUUUUCAGCUCUUGUCUCAACAGCCCAAGAGCUUUGGCGACAAACUCAGCGUCUAUUUCAGUGACACGUGGAAUGUAGUGGACACGUUUUCCCUGCUUGCUUUUGUAGUUGCCGUCUUCCUGCGAUUUUUUGAUUCAACGUUUGAAGCUGCCCGGAUAAUUCUCUCCUUGAAUAUUAUUGUAUUUAUUGUGCGAUCGCUACAGAUUCUCUCCGUCAACAGGCAGCUCGGUCCCAAACUUGUCAUGAUCAGAAAAAUGGUAAGAAUACAUGGACAAAACGAAUUGUGUCAACUUAAAAUGUCUGGUUAAACUAUGCCUUAGGAUUCAUUAGUCAUGGUGUUUUAACUUACGACGAAAUUAGGCAGCGAGCACUCUCUCUUUUCUUCAGAUUUAGUAAGGGGAGGACGCGCGCGAGGAACGAGGGCGGCAGCCCGCGCGUUGUCAUUUUCGUGUCCAGCGCGUUUCGCUUGACUGACUAAGAAAAAAAAGAGACAGUUCGUAGUCUUCGACACAGAUGACAAGGGGCUAUUAGGCAGCACUUUUCUAUGGUAAUGUUGAUUUUUCCUUUAACUCUUAAGAGAAAUUCAGAGAAGGACUGGUUAAUAGACGUCGAAUAAGCCGUAAAGUAAUUUAAGGAAGGAUAUGGGCGGAUGGUGGGGUUUGAGGGAGGGGUCCAAACUUCCACACUUCUUCGUUGUUCACACGCUUUCAUGUUUUCGUUACAUCGCAUUUUUUCAUUCUUUCGUUGGAUAGUUCGUUUUUGUUCAUUCAUUCAUUUAUUCAGAUGCACGAAUGAAAAUACAGCGUAUACGUUAUGGCUAACAGGCGAGGUGUUUUGGAAACCUUCGUUGAUAAACUUACUAGCAGGUGAAUGUUGUAUGCGAUCAUGCCGUGGUAAAAAAUCUGUGUUCUGUUGGCCUCAUUUGGGGAGAGGAUUAGGAAGCCCUGGGGCCCAUUUCUCGAAAGCCCCGGUAACGUUUCGGGCCCGAAAUCAAAUUUUCAAAUCGAAAUAUGAAGAAUAAGAGCGCGGGUCCUGGCUAGCAAACUACUCCAUUUUGUUUCAUUAACUGAUAGUUUUAUCAUGUUAGAUGCAAAACUGCUGAAACCUCUACCUUGCAUGUAAACAACAACCUUUAAUUAUCGGGACUUUCGAGAAACGGGCCCCUGGUCCCAUUUUUCCUAACUAUGGGGCUCUGGCUUUGCUCUGGCCCCAGUUAUUCGAAGUCAUUCAGUAACGGGUUUGUCAUCUUAUUUUGUUUUAUUCUUUCUCACGGCAGUUGGAAGAUUUAAAACAGUUUGUGUUCAUCUUGCUCAUAUUCAUCAUUGCCUAUGGAAUAGCACUGCAGGCGGUGUCGUUCCCAGGCCCCGGAAAGUUCCAAAGGGGCUUCUGGGAAGUCUUACGAGGAAUAGUAGACUUACCUUACUGGCAAAUGUAUGGCGAGCUUUUCCUCGAGGAAAUAUCAGGUAACUGUCCUGGGUGUUACCGGUCGGGGUGGGGGGAAGGCGAGAGGGGCGCGCGGAGGGUAGUGCUAGUAUCCUGGAAUUCCUUUAUUGAAGGUUGUUCAACAACAACUGCAACAAUCAAUAUUUAUUAGUGUAAUGUGGAGAAAAAAAAGAGUUUAAAUUACAUGUUGACAGUUAGCAAGAUAAGGAGCACACCCACUUUGAAAUAGCAAAUGUUAGUCGUGCUAAGUUGCUGGCCCUGCGGAGAAAAAUAUUUACAUAUGUGUUAAAUAAAGAAAUAGACACGUACACAUACAAAAAGAAAAAACAAACAAACAAAAACAAAAAAAAUUGCUUCAACCAAUCAGAAGCCCUACCCGGCGUAUCUGGGCGUCCCCUAAUGUCCUCUGCUUUCUCAGGCUUAAUUUUUUUGAUAUUCUGUUUGUCUUAUUUUAGGUCAAAAGCCCAUUGAGUACGCUGAAGUCCACCCUACUGCCCAGUGGCUAUCUCCAGCUCUUCUGGCUGGAUACAUGUUGUUCACAAAUGUUCUUCUUCUUAAUCUUCUUAUUGCCAUUUUCAGGUAAGUUUAAUUUCCCUCGUAUGCACAUAAAUUAUUAAAAAUUGCCAAAUUACCAAACGAUAUUAACACAACUCAGAUAAUCAGAGGCGUGUCUCAGUUUCAAAUGUUUAUUCACACUUAUUGCAAUUAUAUUUACAUUGAUUAGACAGUGACAAAAGAAUAGGAUAAUGCCUGAGCUCUGAGGCCUUCUUAAAAACAAUAACCGAGCGCCCAGCCGCAAGAAAGUGAUGAGUAUAUGGAAAUCGUGUACAAGAACUGUUGUACAAAGAAUUAAAUGUGUUUCUCAGGAUUCCUUUUCUGCAAAAGUUACAUCAACAACUGCCAUGAUCGUCGUGGCGUCUUUCGUUCCCCGUUUCGGCUCUUUCGAACGUAACCCCUUUUCCUCCACUUCUACGCGUGCCUGGUGGUUAAGUGAAAAAUGACAAAAACGACUGUACAGAGAGGGGCAAGGCCUAGUGGACAUGAUUACAAACUCUGAAUAUUUCUUUAAUUUCUAGUUAUACUUUUGAGCGGGUUCAAGAAGACUCAGAUAAAGUGUGGAAGUUUCAGCGUUACGAACUGAUCGCUGAGUAUCACGGCAGACCUCUGUUUUUUCCACCGUUAAUCUUCAUCUCUCAUAUCCUGCUUUUUAUACGUUGGAUCUGGCAGCUGUGUCGAUGUGGCAAUCCACCUUCUGGCAGCUCGAUGAGUAAGUUGUCAUUUAUGUUUCUGGGAAAGUGCCCGCCCACCUAAAUUAACGUUAACACUUAGUUCUCACUUGGGGCAAAAUGUUGGCUUAGGGGAGGGGUAGGUGGGCAGUUUCCCAGAUACCUAAAUUUGAUCCGUAAAUUUAUCCUAAAGGCUGGUUUUCACUGGCGACGGAGUCCGAGUCGGAGUAGUAAUCAGAAGCGUAGAACUUUACGAUCUAGUGAAAACAGCAUUCUGCUAAAUGUUCACAACACUUGAACGGUUGUUUGUCGUAAAGGAUAGCGCUGAAGUUCACCGUGAAACACAUUUGAUCUUGUGUUCAGAACUCUCGCAAAAGUACGCUUUGCGAAUUUAUAUAUCGCUGGACCGAAUUUCUCGUAUUGAAGGGGUAGAAUGUUCCUCGUCUUUUCAGAAAUCUCACUUACUGAUUACGAGCAAGAGCAGUUGAUGAACUGGGAGUUCCAAGGUGCGGAAUAUUACAUGCAUACGAAAAAAGCGGAGGAAAAUAACACUAUGGAAAAACGAGUCUGCACGUUAGGAGACAGGUAUCAACCUUAUUCAACAAACCUGAAAAUAAAAAAAAAUUAAAUAAUAUUUUUUUGAGUUGAUGGCCCGUAAUUCCCCCUCCUUUUGAAAGUACAUUGGUUACACUGGCACUGACUACUGUCAGUACUUUACAGGGGUUUUUCAGUUGGUUUCUGCAUCAAAGAAUAAUAAAUAAACAAGUAAAUGAAUAAAUAAAUAGGUAGGUAGUGGCAGAAAUGUGUCAUUAUAUGCCUUUCAGGAAUGUCUCGCUAUUUAAUGGUAUCAAAAUCCCAGAAGAUCCAAAAUGAGAGAUUGUCAUGCCUGAAAAGUGGUUUUUCAGGGAGAACUUGGUUGAUUUUACCAGGAGCUCUUUUUUUAGCCAACAGCACCUAGAAAAAUUGAGGGGACUACCCGGCCCGGGUGAUGGUAGAAAUUCCUGAAAUUCAGUUUUAUGCACUGAACGUAACACACACCAUUCUGACUGCAUGGGCGCGCAAAUUUCUACCAGAUCUUUACGAAAGAAGCCUGCAGAACAGGUUUUUCGCGUUGUUCAGGUAAGCGAAGGCAGGCGAGGAGCGCGAGACCCCUAUCGCAUGUGUCUCGUGCUCCACGCCAGCUUCGUGCUUCGUUCGCCCGAAAAACGAGAAAAAAUAAGCCCGUUCUGCGCUCUAUCAGGAAAGAAACCUUAGUUACCUUUGAUCAUUAGGCUAGAUGAUGCGACAGCGAAGCUUGAUCGCUUGAUGGAGUGUGUCCUGGAUACUACAAGCGCUGAAGACGCCGAGGGAUCUCCUACAACACCAGCAACUUCCCAACAACCAACUUAUGAGUGGCGACCGCCGACACGUGACGUGGGAGGAUUAGAGAGGAGACUGGCACGAAUGGAAGAAAACGUUGCCUCCAUAUUUGAAACUGUCAAGACCAUGGUUGAUUUACUUCAUAAUCAGAGGGUAGGGAAUAAUUAUAGACUUUGGUUGCCAGUAUAGCUACUGAGCAGCGUAGCGAAAAGGCGUUGGUUUAUGAGUGAAGUGAGAGUCGAAGCGUAACGCUCGCCAUGAAAGCUGUAUUGGAUUAUGUUGAUCAUUGAGAAAUUGAGCGCUGUGACUACCAAAGACAUUGUUUUGAACCCGAAGAUAUAUAUUUCGACCCCUCACUACAGACCUUCCAUUUAAGUUUUUUUAUAACUUAAAAAUAAUAGUUUCAACGUCAGUAAUGUUUCCCCUUCUUUAAACUCCUUCCAUGCUACCUAACUACCGUAUUUAUUCGAAUAAGCGCCCAACCUCGAAUUAGCGCCCACCUCGAAUAAGCGCCCAUACUAAAGGCAGAAAAAGUUAAUAAGCGCCCAGCCUCGAAUAAGCGCCCACCCCCUCCUCCUCCCAAUCAAACUCAAAUAAGCGCUCACCCCCACCCCACCCUCUUGAGUGAAUAAAUUCUAAUAAGAGACUUCCCCGAGGACGGAGUUUUCUUCAAAGUAUUUUACAGAAAUCUUGCUUUGUUCCUUCCUCGCGUUUUGUUAUUAGCAUUUCUUGUUUUGUUGCAAAAUAAACAUACUUCACUUGCUGAAAAUGGUGAAAAUUUAAUAAGCGCCCAGCCUCGAAUAAGCGCCCACCUCGAAUAAGCGCCCACCCUCAAGGUCCAAAAAUUUAAUAAGCGCCCAGGGCGGUUAAUCGAAUAAAUACGGUAAAUGUGUGAUAGCGUUUGGAUAUCUAAUCCAGCGGUGGUGAGUGGAAUUCUCACCGGGGUGAGUGGGGUCAAAUGUUGUUGUUUUGAUUCCUAUCACUGACUUCACUUUUCGCUAUAAAAGUUGUAGUUCAGUAGGAAUUGCUUUGAUUUUCUUAGACUUAUGAGCACUUACGAAAAAUACUUACAAUGGUAACAGAAAAUAAUUUCAGGGGCAGUCACUGGCGCUUCGCCUAGAUAUAAUAUUUUAGUAACUUGUUUUUCGUACUUUGUGUAGGUUGAAAAUACAUCUUCGAAUCCCGUGGGUAAGUAACAGCAAAUGUCGUCUGUGAUUUAGGUUGGGUUAUCCGAUGUUUUCAAAAUUCCCUCCUCAGAGUCCUUGUGGCUGCACGAAUGGUGACAUCGUGUUCCUCCGCCGUUUUAGUUUCAGAGCCUUGGACUACGAGGGUGAAAUUGAGUACAAAUCUCAAACCAAAUUUGUACGCAUCGUUACAGCUAUUCAGGAAGGAUCUAAGAGGCUUGAAUUAUAUAAACGACUUUUCAAAGCAGCACUCUAUAUUUUUAGAGAAUAAGCCGCUUGUUAAAAAUGUUAUUGGUUUUAUCCACAUUUCCGACGUUCUCUUUACAACGGUAUUUCUUCUUUUGGGGGUAUUCAAUUAGUUUUCCUUUAAUACUUGUUUUUCUGUUGUUGUUGUUGUUGUUGUUGUUGUUUUUGUUGCGCUCGGAACACUCCAAACACUUAUAAAAAUACUUCUUGUUGUUUUAAAUACUACGAGAAAUUUCUGAACCCUAAAGAUGGGAGGCAGCCUUCGUUGUCAUCAUCUUUCCGUUUCUCCGUCUGGCAAAGAAAGAAGCCCGUAUUUGGUAAUUUUUUUGCUAUUUCUCUUGCAGACCCUGCGCCUGCAAACAUUCUUGAUUUGAGGCCAGUGGCAUCAGCAUUUGUUCAUCACAAGGCGCGAGCAACACCCUACCCACAAUGCGCCGCGAAGAGAUUCCCGGUCCCGGAUGAAAACGUGCCCUGGGAAGUAAGUGAAUAUAUGUCCGAGGAGAGUUGCCGCUAUUAAUGAGCGGAGAAAGGACCACUUCGAAUGCGUCUUUCCCGUUCUUAGUAAAUACUUUUAAUCUGUUUCUUGGCAGAGUUAAACCUGCGUAGCUGUACUAUCUCUUUCCUUUAGCCAAGCGGGAAAAGGGCGGGAGACAAACAAUGGCAUGGGGAAAAAAGAGCAAAAAAUUAUUGAUCUCCCAGAUGUUAAAUGGGCUGCAGUGUCACUGCUAUCUAGUUCAGUGUGUUGUUGUUGUUGCCAAUUACGCUUUCUUAUGCGUUAUGGAACUUAACGUUAACGAAGAAAUUACUUGUAAAUGGUAAAAUCACGGCUUCUUGUCCAACAAAGAUACUUCCUAAGCCUUAUAUCAAACGUUUCAAACAACAAAAAUGAACUCAAAAAAAACUGUUAGGCUAGCAGUUUUUCAAAACCUCACAAUUUUAUUAUGUGUUAAUCUUCUUCAAGUUUGUCCGUCCUUGCCUACUCUUUUCUGUGCUUUGUUGUUUAUACCUUCUUUAUUGUUUUGAGCGAUUAUUUUGUAUUCAAUUUGUUUGCAGCUCCUACUGUUAGAAUUUUGAUAAAUUUCGUGACACAGCUCGUUUAAAGAGGUUGUCGAAUAACAAAAUGACAGGACUUUUGCCCGGGCCAUAAAGCGUGGUCGUGGAAGGUGGUGUUAAUUUGACAUUACACUUAAUUGAUUUAUUUUUCAUUUUGUGUACUACCAGGUAGAAUUUCCAGAGUACGAUCCUGUAAACUACACUGCUCCUGUGGUGUUGAAAAAGCCCCCAUGGGCUGACACUGAUUUAAUGAACAUGUAAGUCUGUAAAAUGCUUAUGACAACUGUAGAUGAACCUGUUAAUUAAUAUUUUAUAACACUCUUCCACGAUUAUUGUUUUCAAGUUUUGAUGAAGACCAGUCAGCGAAUAUCCAUUGAUACCGCUGGCAAGAGCGCCUUAAAAUUACGGAACGUACCACGUUCAAGGAUGAUACGUUAAACGUGAGCGAAGAUAUUGCUCUACAAACUCGCGAAAUUUUACAGACGUUUGUAUGUUGGGGGACGAACUUGCCGCGACCAUGGACCAACGUCUGUAAAUCUUCGGCGACUCUGUAGGGCAAUAUGUUCGUUAUCCCGCUGAAUAUUACCUUUAUUUUUCAGGAUACCUUCAGUGCGACCGCCGCUGGCGUACAACAGGCUUGACGAGGAACAUCGCGUGAACCGCGCAAGUCACAUGGGUCCUUACCGCGUCAUAGACGGACUGCCGCUGUAAGUGUUCUUACUUAGAGUGGUAAACUCGUUUAUCGUUUGCCUUAAGAAAGUCACUUUGUCCUUGAUCCCGACGUUUCGACUGCGUUUUGUCAUUGUAACAACUGUUCUAUACAGUCGGCCACCUAUCCGCAAAGGCCUCUGUUUUUUGUCCCGGCGGACAGUCCAUACAUUAACUCUUGUUUAAACCUCUCUACAACGGCAACGGCCACAAAAGCGUGUCACCAACUGCCAAAAUAACCUCUCUUUAAUCUUGUCUUUUUCUUGAGUAAGGAAGAAAAAUGAGACUGCCUAAAUCGCGUCAAACCCUUUAAGUCAACGAAGCCCGGUCUUCUUGUUUUCUCUCGUCAAACUGGUUUUCUGUGUGCGAGCAUCCGUUUAUUGAUAAACCGCUGGUCAUGACUGAGACCGCUGUACCAAGCGCAUGCGUACGGAUAUUAGGCCUGGGUUGGAAACUGUAUCCCGGCAACAUGCAGCACAUGCUCAACAAAGAUCUAAAUUUGAUUCAUGCAGAGUCUUUCUCGUGUAGGCCAAAAUCGAGCAAGUGAAAGAAAGGCUCUGCUAGCAGGGUGCUCCAUCCUCUGCAGUAUAUUAGUAGUCCAUUUUUUUCAUAGUAAAAUUACCGCUGAAUAUAAGCACCAAUGGCACAUUAAUAAAGAUGUAGCCUCGACCUGAAGUAAAAUAUUCACAAAUAUCUGUAAAAAAAGAGAAGCUGAAAUGUGAAAUGAACAAAAGACAGAGUAUUGCGCUCAUGUGUUAAUAUUUUCACCUCAGUUGGAGGCUGACCUUGUAAGAAUGUGUCUUCAGUGCAUAUAUUCGGCGAACUGGACCACUGGUUGUUUAAAAUUUGCAUAGUCACAUUUUACGAUUAAGAUUAUACGAUGGAAUGCUGUCUUUUAAAUUCAACCUUUACAAGAGGACUAAAAUACCUGCUGCUUUCUCUCCCCAGUAACCCAAUGGGACGCACGGGCAUGAAAGGACGAGGACUCCUGGGACGUUUUGGUCCUAAUCAUGCGGCUGAUCCCAUUGUAACGAGGUAAAUGAAAUCUUUGUUAGCUCUACUGUUUUCUUUCUUUCAUUUUUUGUUUCCGUGGAAGCUGAUUACAAUAUCUUUCAAAUCUCAUCAUCUUUUUAUUCCAGGUGGAAACGAACCAGUGGCGGAGUCAUGCUGGAUGGAGGCAAGAAAGUUCUUGAGUUUGUCGCCAUUCAGAGAAGGGAUAACAGCCAGUGGGCCAUACCAGGGGUAAGUUUGAAUUACUGCAAGCCAUCACGUGAUCACUCGCUGAUUCGCUCUAAGGGCUGGCGCCCGAAACUUCAGCUACUCAAUCCUUCUACAGUGGCCAAUCUACCCUAUAGAGACCUUUGAAUUCGAGGACGCGAACGACUUCGAGUACGAAAUUUGACGAGGUUUUUUCGCGUAUUCCUACGUACUCGUCGUCGUUCUCGUCUUAGAAUCUAAAGGUCUGUAUGUAUAAAACCUUACUAUAUAAAUAUAAUAUAAAUACUUAAUUAUCCAUCACUUCAUUUGGAGUUGAAGAACCCAGAGAAUAUCAUUUUAAAAACUACGACCUUUUUAGCGCACUGCAGUGGCUCUGCAGAUGCAUUAUAGGUAACGUGAUAACUUGACAGGGUCGAUGUUGUAUCAAAUUGCAUCGUGGGACGAAUUUUGACCCAGUUUCCUCCACAACCAGGUAAUAUCCAAUGAAAGAAGCGACAACAUCCCUAAAACAAUCCCACAGUGCAAUUUGACACAGUAAUGACGCUUUCUCAAGCGACUGUUCUGUCAGCUUAUGAAAUAGCCACUCGAUAAGUUUUAGAAAACAUUUUUCAACUUUCUAAAAAAACCUAAGGCGCGUGCAUGGCGAUCACAUAAGUCAAGGUUGAGUGACCCAAGCCGCGCCAAUUCGGUUGUUUGUUAAUACUGUAACCGGGGCCACCUGGACAAAGUUGACCAAUCGGAUUACAGGAAAAUAACAAUACAUUCCGAGAAAGUUAGUUGUUAAUUAUGAUUACCGCGAAACGAAAUAAACAGCAUGGAUCCAAAUCAAACAAUAACAACCUGCAGACUUGACCUUUUGAACGCGCUGAGGAAAGCCUGUGUUUCCUGAGAGGUCCGUUAGAGUGUGUGACAGAGGCGAAAAAUGUAAACGUUUGUUAUAAUUUUGACUUGAGGUCGCGUGUUAUUGCAAGGCGCGACAAUGGUAGCGAGGAAAGUGCUUGCAAAUUACAAAAUAACAGCUUGUCUCAAACAAAUAUGUCUCCUGUGUGUUACAUGUGAAGUUUCUAAUAGAAAAACAUUGUCUGGUGAAACAUUUUGCUCUCUUGAAAAACGUCUGCUAUCAAUAUUUAAGUUUUGUGCUUCGAGUAACUUAUUGUUUGUUUUUUUUUUUACAAGCUGCUGAUUGGCCCACAACCAACUUUCUUGGAAUGUAUUGUUAUUUUCCUGUAAUCCGAUUGCUCAACUUUGUCUACGUGGCCCCGGUUACAGUAGUCGCACUGUAAGAAUUAAAAGGGAAAAGGGAGUUUCUUUUUGUAGUUAAAAGCGGAAAACGCUUUUGGGCCUGGAAACUAGUUUCUUUAGCGAGGCUGUGAAAAGCAUAAGUUUGUGUGUGUUUAUUUAUUUAUUGUUCAGGGUAUGGUUGAACCAGGCCAAGUUGUGACCCAAGCCUUGAAGGCCGAGUUUGGGGAGGAAGCGAUGGCAAAACUUAGUGUUACUGAUGACGAAAGAGAGAAGAUUAGCGUGUUGGUCGAAAGACUCUUCAAAGAAGGAGUUGAGGUAAGUUGUUGCUCAAAUGAUACUCGACGGAGAUAAAGUCAUAAAUUAAUAGGAUACUAUUUUGUAUGUUACUGUCAACCUAAAAGCAAUGCACGCCUACGAUCAGUUUUAAAUGUGAACCAACCACACAAAUGAUCGUAAAAGUAGGCCUGUAAGCAGUGAUGAAUAAAGUGUUACGAAUAAACCCGGGAGUUACGGUUAACACUGCUAAUACGAACCUGUUGAUUAAGAACCUCCUGGCAGAAAUUUGCCACUUUAAUAUCCCAAAAAAUACAAGAACCUGUUUAGUCAAGCAAGAUCAAGCAGGUUCUUUUAUGUGGGUUGCAGUUAAAUUAUGAUAAACAAUUUAACAAAGGAGUGUAACUUUGAGUUGUAAAUUUAAGUGUAACAAGAACAUACUGUACUAAGCUGUAUAUAAAUUUGUCAAUCCGUUUUGUUAGAGUUAUGAUAAUGCAAUUGUGAAUAAAUAGAAAGCUUAUUUAUUUUUCUGGUAAUCAAUAAUCUAUUAUCUCCUUCAUAAGAAAUAAGAACCUAAAUUGCCAAUAAGUACUCCAAAAUACAAGAACCUGUUUUGCCGCAGACUUAAAAAAAGGUUGGUUGGUUGGUUGUUAUAAGCGGGAGUUUACUGUAUUCCUUAUAAUGGCCUAUGCGGGGAGGCUCCGCCCGAAAGGGGUACCUUUUACAGGCUUCGGGUAUAUGAAAGGGUGGGGAUUUCAUAAGUUGAAGUAUAUAAAAGGAUACAGGAAAAUGUGUCAUUUCGGUCUGUCAAGAGGUCCAAAAGGGCUAACAGAUGUAUUUUAUAGCUGUGAAAAGUCGAGAAAAUUUUCUAGUUUUGUGAUUUAUUCAUACCGUAGAGUUCCGAAAAUAAGCCCCUUCAAAUAUAAGCCCCCCAAACCGGUAACGCAAAAAACCCUCCGUUAAAUCGCACCUCCAAAUAUAAGCCCCCGGGGGCUUGUUCUUGGAAAAUUGCCCUCAAAUGCAAAGUAAAACAAAGAAAAACAGUAGAUUUCCUUCCAACUAUAAGGCUAGCCCAAUCAAUUUUGAAACUCAAAUUUCCCUCCUUAGAUAAGCCCCUCCCAAUAUAAGCCCCUCCAAAAAUGAGCCGCUUAAAAAGGGCCUUUGAAAAAUUUAAUCCCCGGGGCUUAUUUUCGGAAUUUUACGGUAUUUAAAAGACAAUGAAUUUACGGCAGUUUAAAGGGAUGGAAAGUUCUAAACUAGGCAUGUCAAAACGUUUCAUUUGUCAAUAGAAGGUAUGCGAAAGGGGUAACUUUUCUGUCUGACUUUUCUGGUGAGUGAUAAAAGAGUAAAAGGUUGGGCCUCGGGGCAGAGCCUUUCCGUAUAAAACUCUUUUGAGUACCCCCCCCGUGGAAGACAAACGAAAGACCAAAUCGAAAAUUCCCUUGCAUGCGUGACAGGUAUCAUGAUGCUUUUGCAGGUUUACAAAGGUUACGUUGAUGAUCCGCGAAACACAGAUAACGCGUGGAUGGAGACAGUGGCAGUGAAUUUUCAUGAUGAUACUGGAGAAGUGUUCAGUGAAUUCAAAUUGCAAGUGAGUAACCUGUUCAGACUGUUCUCUUCUGAAGUGUCGCGUAGCGUGUCUGUAGACAUACACGUCUGGUUAUAUAGUUUGUGAAGGAAACGUCUUUCUCAUAGACUUAAAAAAUUGUGACAAAAUUCUAUUUCUUUGUUUUUUUUUUUUUUUUUGGUCCACAGGCAGGAGAUGAUGCGGCUGCAGUACGCUGGCAGAGAGUCAGCGGUAACAUUCCGCUCUUUGCAAGUCACGUGUCCAUUUUAGAGAAAGUAGCAAAGAUGAGAAAUGCUGCAUUUUAACCAUAGUUCUCUGAAAAUACAAGAAGUUCAUAAGUAGCCGCCUCUUUAUUGAAACCGUACUUGUUAUACAAGAAAAAAAGGCUACCGAACCAAUACGUGGUUUUAAGGGCCUUACGAAGCAAACUAACUCUUUGCUACCUCUUUGUAUAAAAUAGAAAACAUACGUCGUGGACGCAAACUGUGGUCUUGGAAGAACAAAUGUUAUUUUGACCGGAACCAAAAGUAUUUUAUUACGACAGGGAAGCAAUGAUUUGCAUCGGCGUGACAUUGUUUCUUGUGCGACUAAACUGCUUCCCAUGACUGUUUCUUUGUUUUGCCAUAUCCUUGUUUAAAUAAAAUGAUAAAACAGUUCACUGUAAAUCAGAAAGAUCUGUUUUAGCCCUUAAAAUGGGGCCGUUUCGGUGAGUAAAACAC